This is a messenger RNA of Penaeus monodon (black tiger shrimp), 1028 nucleotides long. Its product is annotated as integumentary mucin C.1-like. The transcript is spliced from 4 exons. The record is from RefSeq and is a predicted model, not a curated record. Lineage: Eukaryota; Metazoa; Arthropoda; Malacostraca; Decapoda; Penaeidae. The coding region runs from base 159 to 866 and encodes 235 amino acids.
CCUUCGGCACCACAGAAGAACAGGCUGCGUGUCUUUAGUCACACCGCGCAUCUCUUCUCGUGGCACUGCUGGCUCAGUCACUCGCCGCACCUAUCCCACAGAGGCACUCCCCUCGCUUGACCUGUUCGCUUGACAUCCAUCGCUUGGCACUCCUGACGAUGGCACUGAGGAGUCUUCUGUCGGCCCUCGUCCUGCUGGUGGUCGCGAGCAGCGGCGUUCGAGCUCAGUUCCGUGAUGUUGAGAAUGAUGAAGCCGGCGUUGAGGAAAGCUUCCCUGACGGCAGACAGAUCGACCCAACUCAUGAAUGCCUCAACACUCCGAAUAAAUGCGCAAAUGCAGAUCUAUCAGGUGGCUAUUGCCUUAAUCUUGCCCUUGAAUCGCAAUGCCUUGGAAAAAUGGAUUCCAGUUUAUGCAACAACAAAAACUGUGGAUGCUGCGUAAGGCACGUUUGCGAAAAUACACCGAAUAAAUGCAAAAAUGCAGGGGACGCAGGUGGCGUGUGCCUCAAUCUUGACCUUGAGUCGCAGUGCGAAGGGACUAUGGACGCAACUUUAUGCAACAAUCAAAACUGUGGAUGUUGCGUAAAGCAUCAUUGCAGCAAUACACCAGAUAUAUGUUCAAACAAAGGAGGAACUUGUAUAAACAAGAUGGACACCUGUGAAGGGACUACUGAUGAUAGCCUCUGUUUCAACACACACUGCACUUGUUGUAUCAUUGAUCAGACAACUACAGCGGCUCCAACAACUACUACGGCACCUCCAACAACAACCACAGCACCUCCAACAACAACCACAGCAACUCCAACAACAACCACAGCACCUCCAACAACAACCACAGCAUCUCCAACAACAACAACAACUGCUUAAUUAAGACAUGUCCCAUGAUCCCUACGGCUAUCCAUGAUGUACUUUUCGGUUUGACUAUAAUAAGUAUUCUGAGUUGUAUUGUAUAUCCUGCACUAGAUGAAAAUGUCCUCUAAAUACGUUUCAUUCUGCAUUGCAAACUAAUAAAAGUGACUGCAUACAAAA